Molecule: messenger RNA, 1650 nt
Organism: Homalodisca vitripennis (glassy-winged sharpshooter)
Lineage: Eukaryota; Metazoa; Arthropoda; Insecta; Hemiptera; Cicadellidae
Exons: 1
Coding region: 1-1650 (549 amino acids)
Source: RefSeq, a predicted model, not a curated record
AUGAUACAGAAACUAUACAAUUAUCCCUGCAUAGCGACAGAGGUGAAUGGCGGACGAACAGAGGGGGUCAAAGAUGCUACAAUCACAAGAAUGAUACAGAAACUACACAAUUAUCCCUGCAUAGCGACAGAGGUGAAUGGCGGACGAACAGAGGGGGUCAAAGAUGCUAUAAUCACAAGAAUGAUACAGAAACUACACAAUUAUCCCUGCAUAGCGACAGAGGUGAAUGGUGGACGAACAGAGGGGGUCAAAGAUGCUACAAUCAUAAGAAUGAUACAGAAACUACACAAUUAUCCCUGCAUAGCGACAGAGGUGAAUGGCGGACGAACAGAGGGGGUCAAAGAUGCUACAAUCACAAGAAUGAUACAGAAACUACACAAUUAUCCCUGCAUAGCGACAGAGGUGAAUGGUGGACGAACAGAGGGGGUCAAAGAUGCUACAAUCACAAGAAUGAUACAGAAACUACACAAUUAUCCCUGCAUAGCGACAGAGGUGAAUGGCGGACGAACAGAGGGGGUCAAAGAUGCUACAAUCACAAGAAUGAUACAGAAACUACACAAUUAUCCCUGCAUAGCGACAGAGGUGAAUGGUGAACGAACAGAGGGGGUCAAAGAUGCUACAAUCACAAGAAUGAUACAGAAACUACACAAUUAUCCCUGCAUAGCGACAGAGGUGAAUGGCGGACGAACAGAGGGGGUCAAAGAUGCUACAAUCACAAGAAUGAUACAGAAACUACACAAUUAUCCCUGCAUAGCGACAGAGGUGAAUGGCGGACGAACAGAGGGGGUCAAAGAUGCUACAAUCACAAGAAUGAUACAGAAACUACACAAUUGUCCCUGCAUAGCGACAGAGGUGAAUGGCGGACGAACAGAGGGGGUCAAAGAUGCUACAAUCACAAGAAUGAUACAGAAACUACACAAUUAUCCCUGCAUAGCGACAGAGGUGAAUGGCGGACGAACAGAGGGGGUCAAAGAUGCUACAAUCACAAGAAUGAUACAGAAACUACACAAUUAUCCCUGCAUAGCGACAGAGGUGAAUGGUGGACGAACAGAGGGGGUCAAAGAUGCUACAAUCACAAGAAUGAUACAGAAACUACACAAUUAUCCCUGCAUAGCGACAGAGGUGAAUGGCGGACGAACAGAGGGGGUCAAAGAUGCUACAAUCACAAGAAUGAUACAGAAACUACACAAUUAUCCCUGCAUAGCGACAGAGGUGAAUGGCGGACGAACAGAGGGAGUCAAAGAUGCUACAAUCACAAGAAUGAUACAGAAACUACACAAUUAUCCCUGCAUAGCGACAGAGGUGAAUGGCGGACGAACAGAGGGGGUCAAAGAUGCUACAAUCACAAGAAUGAUACAGAAACUACACAAUUAUCCCUGCAUAGCGACAGAGGUGAAUGGCGGACGAACAGAGGGGGUCAAAGAUGCUACAAUCACAAGAAUGAUACAGAAACUACACAAUUAUCCCUGCAUAGCGACAGAGGUGAAUGGCGGACGAACAGAGGGGGUCAAAGAUGCUACAAUCACAAGAAUGAUACAGAAACUACACAAUUAUCCCUGCAUAGCGACAGAGGUGAAUGGUGGACGAACAGAGGGGGUCAAAGAUGCUAAAAUUUUAAACAAUAUCUUAUUCUGUUUCACGUACAUUUGA